GGGUUCUUUGCAUGACACUGCCUUCUCUGCCGCGACGCAAUGGCGAAAGCGUCCAAAGGAAAGCGCUUAUCAGGGAAGCCCGACCGCAUCUCCAGAGUACAGCUCGAGGCACUGUACGCGAUGUCGCCGCCAACUGACUCAACGAAUAAGCAAGAAACCUCCGUAAUGCACAAGCUUCUUUGCUGCGUCGUUCCUAUCCUCCUCCUUCUGUUGCUCGGAGUGGCCAUCUAUUUUGCAGUAAAGUACGGUGUCGGAACACACGAAGAAAACUACUCAUUUUGCGAGUCUACAGCUUGCAGCGUGCUCGAAAGAGUGCUGAAGAAUGCCAUCAACCAGAGCCUUCAGCCUUGCGACAACUUCUACACCUACAUCUGCGGCCGCUGGAAUAAAGGACAAUCAAAGUCCGUUUACAGACACCACAUGGAUUACUUCUUGAAUGUGCUGAGCGACACCCUCAUGGCAGACGUUCCGUCGUGGGGGCAAAGCCCUGGCGACAAAGCGGCGCGCUUUUUUCAGUCAUGCAGGAAAGCUGCUCGGCAAGGACCUGGAAACUUGGAGGGCUUUAGGCAGAUACUUGAAGAGAGCCAAAUUGAGUGGCCCAAACUGUCCAAGCGGCCAGACGCUCUGAGGUCGUCAGUUCGAAUGUUCAAGACUAUCAGAGCCAGGAACAUCAUAAACAUUGACAAGAGGGGGCCCAUGAUUGUCCUGUUCGGCGGCGAAGGCAAGGUGUCCAAGCACCAGCGGAGGAUAGAGAAAAUCACAAACAGAAGAUUAGGAAGUUACGAACGGUAUUAUAGAAAGACACAAAUCGCUCUCAAAGCGCGCUACAGAGUGGAUGAAUUCGUGCCCUACUCCAAAUUCGCGGAAAUUGAAGACAGAAUACUGGGCGGCUUAUUGAACUACACCAGACAUAAUUAUACGAGCCUGCCGGAAACGUUGCGUGAUCUGGCACUCCUGACGGAAGGAAUUUCUUACGAGAGAUGGUCACAACUGGUGCAGUCGGAAUACCACCUUCCCGCGGACUCGCCCGUCGAUUUAAGUGGAGAAAAUAUUGACUACAUACGCGCGUUCAGCAAGCUUCUGAGUACAGUCGGGGAGCGGUAUCUUCACUAUGAAAUUGGCUGGGUCAUGGUACAGACUUGCGCGCCCUUCGUCAACCGAGAACUUCUGAACAUUUACUCCGGAGAUUACGACCCUUUACGCCCAGCUGCGGAAGCAGAGCACCAGAACAGAAAACUGUGCCUGGUGAUUACAGAAGUAUUCACGGGAUGGGCUAUCUACAGGAAGUUCUUGAAGGGUUACGUUCCAGAUGCGUCAGUAACGGACGUUCGUAACAUCAUAGAUGAUAUUGGCCAUGCUGCUUCGCUCGGGAAAGAACUGCGAACAACAAUGAAGUAUGAAGACACAUAUGGUGACUCAGACCUUUUCAACAUUACCUUCUCGAACAUCGGUGACAUGGGUCCUUCGUUCUUCAGCAACUGGCGCGGCAUUGUUAAGAAUUUCCGCUGGUACUCGAACGAAAGCCUUUGGGAACUGAUCAGCACGCAUUUCGUCCGAAGAGCAGUUGGUGACCAGGAAGGGUACACUCUUUACGACGAAGCUGAUGCAACAUUCCUGCUUCCUCCAUACGCCAUGACGCUGCCGUUGUACACGAGCGACAUAAUAGAAUCUGCCAAGUACGCUGCCUUAGGAUCUCUCAUAGGGUCCACUGCUCUCGCGAUAUUGAAGUACCAUACGUUCAAAAACGAUAGUGAGGCCUGCAUGAAGAAACCUUUCAUCGACGAGGAGGCGAACAAGGCGGUUCUGGACGCUGCUGCGUCCGUUCGCAUAGCGUGGGAUGCGUAUCGAGGUUAUACGCGAUCUCAUUAUGAUGUUAGACUUCGUGGUGCCCCUGGCUUCUCUUCCGACCAAAUAUUUUUUAUGACCACGUGUUAUAUUUUGUGUGGCCAGCCUAUGGACACAUACCCAGACAUACGGUGCAACGAGGCUCUCAAGAAUCACCCCGACUUUUCCGGAAUAUUUUCCUGCGACCGGAAGGCCGCUAUGAAUCCUCGGAAAAAAUGCACGUUAUUAAACUAA
Molecule: messenger RNA, 2079 nt
Organism: Ornithodoros turicata
Lineage: Eukaryota; Metazoa; Arthropoda; Arachnida; Ixodida; Argasidae
Product: neprilysin-1-like
Exons: 2
Coding region: 40-2079 (679 amino acids)
Biological process (GO): protein processing
Cellular component (GO): plasma membrane
Molecular function (GO): metalloendopeptidase activity
Source: RefSeq, a predicted model, not a curated record